Syngnathoides biaculeatus (alligator pipefish) is the source of this 6969-nucleotide messenger RNA. It is a transcript of the gene shc3, whose product is annotated as SHC (Src homology 2 domain containing) transforming protein 3. Gene Ontology annotation, cellular component: plasma membrane. The record is from RefSeq and is a predicted model, not a curated record. Gene Ontology annotation, molecular function: receptor tyrosine kinase binding. Gene Ontology annotation, biological process: cell surface receptor protein tyrosine kinase signaling pathway; intracellular signal transduction. NCBI's taxonomy places the organism in Eukaryota, Metazoa, Chordata, Actinopteri, Syngnathiformes, Syngnathidae. The coding region runs from base 708 to 2603 and encodes 631 amino acids. The transcript has 14 exons.
GACGUCACAUGUCCGGAAAUGACCCCCGUCUACUUCGUAGCAUGAGAAAGCAGGGAAUGAUCUCCUCCACUAUCCUGCAAGCCUUCCCUGAAUGAGUCAUCCAGCCGGCCGCUCAUUGGACAGGCGGACGCCGUCCUGAGGGAUUGCCUUGCAAUAGCGGCAACGGCGGCGGUGGCAGCGGCGGCACAGCGGAGUGGCCUUGCUUCCAUUCACAGAAACGUUGGAAGUGAUUUGCAGUGUUCAGCAAGCCUUUUGUUGAGAAGGUUUUCUCACACCAGUGAGUCAUGCUCCAGCUCUGAGCCGGCAGCACCUAGGAAGGAAGGCAGCAGCCAGUUCCAUUCUGUUGCCAUCACCUUCGAUGUGAUUUGCAGAUUUUUGCUUGAUUUUUGGCUGGCUAGAAAUCAUCAUCGUUAUCGUAAGCAGCAGCAGCAGAAGCAUCACCACUGGAAACCAAAACAACAACCUCUCCAUCAUCCUCUGGUUCGUUUCCAUGGAUUUCCACUGUGUUUUUUCCCUCUUGACUGGAUUGAAGCGCCAGAUUUUACCGAUGAGGAUUUGAGAGAGGUGGAUUGCGAUUGCUACGAAGUGUUUACUGCCACCGCGGCCACGUCUGCAGCUGCCAUGUUACAGGAGAGGGUAAUCAUCGCGGCAAGGAGCCGGGUGGUGCAUGUCGCUUGAGGCGUCGCGAGAGAGCAGAGGCGAAGGGUAUGCUUCACCGCACUAAAUACAACCGUUUCAGGAAUGAGUCAGUGACUUCUGUCGAUGACAUCGUCCACGGCCUGUCCAUGAACCCCAAGGUGUCAGCCGGCCCCGAGACGCCUUACGCUCCCUCGGCCGACGUCCAGCCGGCGGCUGCCUCCAACGGUGCCGCCGCUGCCGAUGAUGGUGGUACGCCCUUGUGCACCCUUAUCAACAAGGUGUCCAACCUGAAGUUCAGCAAUUCAGGCAGCCUACUUGGCAUCAAAAAUCUGCCCUCGGCAGUCAAGGACCUUGCGGUGGCCAGGCUGCAGGGCGGCGGGGGUUCGGGGUUGACCCCGGGAGCGGCGACUGCAGGGGCGGCGGCCAGCCUCUCGACACUGGAACCUGUUGCGUACGUGAACAAGAAGAGCAGGCUGGACGAGCUUCCUCCCGGCGGGGAGGAUUGGAACCCCGGCUGUGGUGGACCGGUGGACAAACCCUUCAGAGGGUGGCUGCACUCCAGUGAGAAGAUCUCUGGCCCAGGAGUGACGUUCGUCGUUAAGUAUCUGGGUUGCAUUGAAGUGCUGCGAUCAAUGAGAUCUUUAGAUUUUACUACACGAUCACAAAUAACAAGGGAGGCCAUCAGUUUUGUUUGUGAGGCUGUUCCGGGGACCAAAGCAGCUCUGCGGAAGCGAAAGCCACCAUCCAAAGCUCUGUCCAACAUCCUGGGGAAGAGCAAUCUGCAGUUUGCCGGCAUGUCCAUCAACCUCAACAUCUCCACCUGUAGCCUCAACCUUAUGACGCCAGACUGCAAACAGAUCAUAGCCAACCAUCACAUGCAGUCCAUCUCCUUCGCAUCCGGUGGAGACCCUGACACCACUGACUUUGUCGCCUAUGUGGCAAAGGAUCCCGUGAACAGAAGAGCCUGCCACAUCCUGGAGUGCUCAGACGGGCUGGCCCAGGACGUGAUCAGCACCAUUGGCCAGGCCUUCGACCUUCGCUUCCAGCAGUAUCUGCAGUGUCCUUCCAGCAAGCCUUCUUCCACACACGACAGGGUGUUCAGCGUGGAGGAGUUUCCGUGGACGGAGGAGGAGGACGAGUCCACGGAGCAUCCCUACUACAACAACAUCCCCGGGAAGGUGCCGCCACCUGGAGGCUUCGUCGACACGCGGCUGACCAAUCAGAAUGCGCCCUCGGAUGGAAGCCAGAGUGGCUCAAACUCUGUGGAUCAGAACUAUUACCAAGGGCGACAUUGUGGAGAAAACUGGACAGAAGAGAGGAAACCCAUCUUCAUACAACAAGGGUCCUUGGAUACCAGCAGUGAGAGCAAAGGUCCGGUGACAAAAGCGGGCGAGAUGCCCACGUACAUGAACACCCAGCAGAUCGACGAGCAGGUGCUGGCGGCCCUGCAGGCUGAGGCGGAGCAAAUGAAUAAGGGUGCGGGGGCCGCGGCCAGGGAAAACCAUCAGACGGAUCUGUUUGACAUGAAACCCUUCGAGGACGCCAUCCAGUCGCAGCCACAAGCACCUUCGCAAGUAUCAGUCCUGCACAAGGCCACAUCCGUGGACAACUCAAGUCCGCUUCUGGCACGUUCCAUCGCCUUCCGGGCACAGGAGGAGCUGGAAGGCCAGGCGUGGUACCGCGGCAAGAUGAGCCGGCGCGAUGCGGAAAAGCUGCUGCGCGACGACGGGGACUUCCUGGUGCGCAAGAGCGCCACCAACCCGGGCUCGUACGUGCUGACCGGCAUGCACAACGGAACGGCCAAGCACCUGUUGUUGGUGGACCCUGAGGGGACGGUUCGGACAAAAGAUCACGUGUUCGACAGCAUUAGCCACCUGAUCGGCCACCACCGCGACAACAACCUGCCCAUCGUGUCCGCUGGGAGUGAACUGUGUCUGCUGCAACCGGUCAUAUGGAAGCAGUGACCCCACCCCCACCCUCGAGGAAACGGGAAACUCCAAACUUUCCUACCUGCCAUCUCAGAAACUUGAAGCGUGAGGGAAGCUGCUGAAACGAAACGCCUGGGGGAAAAAAAGUAACAUUUAUAAUAGAACUGUUAUUUUAUCGUGAUGACUGAAAUGCUAUAUUUUUGUGAAGACUUGUAGGACACACAUGAUAUCUUGAUUUGGUGUUUCAAACGAUAAUACGUUCUCGUAGUUUCGACAAAUGAAGCCUCGACGAGGUGUGGACCACAAUAUUUUAAGAGUAUGAAAGCUACAAAUGUUACUUUUUGUCUGUCAAGCACAAUUUCUACAUUUCUACUGCUAUACAAAAAACAACAACAAAAAAACGCCGGAGCCCCAAACACAAAAGCUGUUAAAAAAAUGUCGCUUUUUCGUCUUCGGAACGCUAAUCCGCAUCCUUUAUUGUGCUCUCCGUGGCUUAAAGAUUGUUAUUUUCAAAUUGUUUCCUUGCCGCAAAGGAGUAACGGCCACGUCGGAAAGACAAAUAUGUUUUUAAAAAGAGAAAAAAGUUGUAAUAUUACCAGCCUUUAUAAAAUGAUUCAAUUUUCACAAAAAUAUGUCUUUGCGUUUUGACUGUAGUAAGUCAUAUUCCAAAUGAAACGCUUAUUCUUUUUCUUUAAUGUUACAAAGUCAAUGGCCCAAAUAUUUAAUGCAAUAUUGCAUAUUUAAAAAUAUUCAGCCUUCUCUUCCUCCUAAAAUGUAUUUUUUCCCUCUUCAUAAAAAUCUUUCAUUGUUCUUGCUUUAUUACAAUUAAAGUUUAUUAUGAUAAAAUUGCAUUUUUUUAUUACAAAGCACUCUUAUUUUCUUCAGGUAAUAUUACAAUUUUUUUCUCUUAUUACAAAUUUAAAAAAUUUGCACUUUGAGAAAAAAAUCUACACUCUGAAUAUUUUUUUUUCUUUCUGUGAGGUUUCAAGGGGGGAAAAAGUUGGAAUGUUAUGAAAAGGAAGCCUUAAUACUGCCAGAAAAAAAAAAAUCCAUAUAUCAAGAGAAGGAGUAAUAUUACAAAAAUGAGCCCUGAAACUAUUAGCUCUAUGUAUUUAUUCUUAAGACGUGUUUAAAAUUCUGAGAAUGUAGUCACAACUUUAUUCUUGCAAUAUUAGGACUUUGAAUUAUUUGUGUGUGUGUGUGGGGGGGGGUUUACAUGAGUUUCGCAAUUUUAUGACUGUUCUUGAAAAACGUGUAUUGUUUUUCACAGACUGCAAAUUAAUUUUCUCUACAACCUUUUUUUAAAUAUUAUAUUACACAUUCCUUUACAAAUGAUUUUAUAGUAAGACUUUAUUUCUUUACUAUUACACCAAAACAGGUUACUUUAUGCUUGCAGACAUGACAGCUAUGUUUCUUGUAAAAUUCAUUUAUUGCUUGGUGCACCUGGUAACAGCAUCGGCCUCACAACUCUGAGGAAUGGGGUUCAAAUCCUGGCCCCGCCUGUGUGGAGUUUGCACGUUCUCCCCGUGCCUGCGUGGGUUUCCUCCGGGCAAUCCGGUUUCCUCCCACAUCCCCAAAACAUGCUACAUUAAUUGGAGACUCUAAAUUGUCCCUAGGUGUGAUUGUGAGUGUGGCCCUGCAAUUGGCUGGCAACCAGUUCAGGGUGUACCCUGCCUCCUGCCCGUUGACGGGUGGGAUUGGAUCCAGCACUCCCGUGACCCUCUCGAGGAUAAGCGGCUCAGAAAAUGGAUGGAUGAAUGGAUAUUUAUAAGGUGUAGUAAAAUGAAAACAUUCUCAUUUCCUUUUUAAUGUGAGCUCAUUAGCCACUUUAUCUGCAAUCAUGACUUUUGUCUCAUUUACAAAGUGACACUUUCUUGGAGUAUUAUAACUUCUCAAGUUAUCACUCCCCCUUUUUUUCACUUUGCAAACAACCCCCCACCCCACACACACAAACACAAUAUGAUGACUAUUCUUGAAACAUUUUCACUUAUUUUCCCCUUGUAAUAAUAUGCAUUUAGUCUUGUGAAAUGACAAAUGUAUUCUCAUGGACUACUUUUUCGUGAUGGAAUUGGUUUUCUUGUAAAAUUGCAACUUAAAUCCUACAAAUGUGUAAUUUUUUUGGGGUCAUUUUCAUAUAUUUGGGACGUCGUUGUGCUUUCACCACUGGCGAGUCUUGCGUAUGCUAACCCUGCCAAAUAAUCCCACUUUGAUUUGCACAAUUUGGCUUCUUUAAUCGGUGUCAGUGAUUGGUUGGGGUACUAUUUUCAUGACCACAUGUGAAUAGCACAAUCCCAGUGAUGAAUGAGACGUUGUUUGUUUUCUCACCAAAGAGACAGAAAAAGCAGAAGCAGUACCAGACUUUCUCCUCGAAUUUAGCCUCAUUUCCUCUCAGUGGUAGCAAAAACACGAUUUCUCAAUUCAUUAUCAAUAGCAAAUGGAUGGGGGUGCGUUCAAGUGCAGUUGAACCAAAAUCAGCAAGCCUUUCAAUGGGUUUUGAUGACAUGAAACGCAAAGCCUGUAUUUUUGCUGCAAGGGCUAGUCGACAGUAUGAGUUUGUCACAUAAUGCGUCCAUUCAACAGAACCGACUGAUGCCGGAAAAUUUUAGCGUCGGAAAAUGGGUCACUUUAAUCAUAUAUAUAUAUAUUUAAAGAUAUUGAUUUUUUUAAUUUUUUUUAAUCAGGACAACCAUACACGUGGAUGUCAAAUUAGUAUAUGCUCAGUAAUAAAUACAACCUUGAUAUAAAAAGUUUCCACAUCUCAAUUUAGAUGCUAGGUUUUUGUCAUAAAAAAUGAGACCAACAUAAAUUCAAAACUUCCAUUAUUAACACGACCUAUACGCUGUACAAAAUCUUUUCAUGAGAGGAGGGAAAAAAUAUAUAAUUAAAUACAGUGAGUAUGAAUAAACUAAGAGUGUAAUGUGGCCUUACAAGUGUGCACACCUUAUAGCAACUGGGAUGUGGCUGUGUUCGGAAAAUCUCCCACAUGGAUAAAUGUUAUGGUUCAGUCAAAACAAGGGUAGAAUUUUUUGAACCACAAUUUUAAAACUGAUUUUUGGCACAAACACAAAGCUACCGAUCACCAAAAGAACACGAUACCUACAGUGAAACAUGUUGGAAGAAGACUCAUGGUUAUGGGCUCUUAUUUAUUUUGUAUUUUUUUUUUUUUUUUAGAUGAAACUGCAGACUUAGUCUAGGUGGAGGGAAUGGUUUGAUAGUUCCAAACAGCAGUCAGUGUAAGCGCAGUGUCAUUAAAAGCCUACAAGAAGAGCAGAACUUUCUUUGGGCUUAAUUGUAGGCUCUUGAAAUAGUGGCCGGUAUGUGCUGACUCCAUUUUAACACCAGUUUGAAUGUGCUUAAUUGUGAAAACAAUUAAAAGAGGCUGUGUGACCACAGACCACAUUACUCCCCCCAUGAAUAAAUAAAUAAAAUAAAAUUAUAGGUUAUAGGCCUCAAUUGCAGUGGAAAAAUACUUUUUGGUCUUAAAAAAAUAUCAAAAAUCUGAACAAGGUUGUGUAGACUUUUUUUUUUUUAAUCUACUCUGUGUGUAUAUACAUCCAAACCCCAAAUAAUGAUUACCCCCACUCACAGACCUUUUCCAGAGAUUUCAGUUCAUCUCUAUUUGAAAAAUGAAGGAUGGGAAAACGUUUUUUUUUUCAAAGAACUGAUGUAAUCUUCUACAUUAACUAAUUACUUUAUUAGGACUGAGUUAAUCAGGUUCUAAAUCAAACAAACCAAAUGUCAACCUUUUUCUUGAAAUGGGCAGUGAUGGUAUGAGAGAAAAAGAAAAAUACUCCAAGCAAACAAUGGGAAACAAUGAACAUCUUUCUUUAGUGAGGUUUCUGUUGAUGAAAAUGUGCCUUUUCUUUGUAGACAUCACUGGAUGUUGCCCCCCAUCCCUUCACCCCCACCCUCCUUUUUCUAAGUGCAAUAGGUGAUGUUCAAUAUGGAGCAUGCCUGUUCUCCACGUGUGGAGUUUGUGUUUUGGCCCUGCUGUGUGUUGCUGCCACCCUCGCCCCUUCUCUUAUUAUCAUUAUUAUUAUUAUUAUUGUCAUUAAUAGCUACAAGUAGUGUAAAUGCAAUUUAUUUAACCCCACACUAUACAACUUGAAUCACACAAGUGGUCACUAUUUUUGCUAUAGUAAAUGGAGAAAGUGAGAGAAACAAGGUCAUAAAAACAAAAAGUCUAGAUGUUUACAGAUUUAAUCUUUUGGUUGUACUGGUUUGACAUUAUUCUGUAUGACUGUUGGCAAUAAAACCGUGAAUGUGUAGAACCUCUGCUUUCUAGUACACUAUAUAAAAAAACCCAACAAGAACUGAAGCUAGCCAUGCAGUUUUCGAUUUAUCUAACAUGUAUUUCCUUUUUUUAAAAUCUAUUUAAAGAUUUGUACAAUUUUUUAAACAA